Messenger RNA from Meloidogyne enterolobii, 649 nucleotides. NCBI's taxonomy places the organism in Eukaryota, Metazoa, Nematoda, Chromadorea, Rhabditida, Meloidogynidae. The record is from the annotation of a GenBank genome assembly.
UCAAAUUAAAUUUAAACCAAUGGUUAUUUAUUUAAUUUAUUUGUAUGAGCAAAAAAGGAAUGAGGUAGAGUCGGAAAAAUAUAAAUGGAAAAUUGACGAGCUGAGAGAAUUGGCAAAAAAUAUUCAGAAUAUAGAGCUGGAAUUCUAUGAACAACAAAAUUUGGGAGAUUUGCAGGGAUAUAUCAACGGAUUUUGGUCUAUUAGCUUAGUCGAAGAAAAAAAUGCACAUUACUUUUAUAAUGAACUACUCAAAAUAAACUUUCAUUUCAAUUGGCCUUCAUUCACAUUUAAACAAAGUGUUCACGAUCCUUCGUAUAAACCUACUCCGUUAGGAAGCGGAGUUCAAAGUGUUGCAGGAUCGGGACGUUCAGGCUUAGCUAGUGGGCAAAGAUCUGGGCAAGAUAGUGGACAUAUCAAAUUUGAAGAUGAGGAAGAGGAGGAGGAAGGUGCUAAAGAGGAUGAAGAGGAAGAAGAUAGUGAUGACGAAGAGGAUGAUCAGCCAGGACCUUCCACAACUGCAGUCCAACAUGGUCAAGAGCAUGGAGACGAGAUAAUCGAAGAAGGACAGCAGCCGGGCUGGCAAGUUGGAUAUCCUCCGCAAUGGGCAGGUAACUCAAUAUAUAACAGAAUUAGGAGGGAACUAAUCUAA